AUGCUGCGGCAGGUGCGCGCAGGUGAGGAGGCGACCGGUGGCGGCGCUGGCGCUGCUGGGCCCGCGGGCGGCGGCGACGCGGCGAGCACGUCGUCGGGCGUCGUCGCGGCGGAGCGCGGCGGCACUGGCGGCGGCGGGGUUCUGGAGUACGUGGGCGGGGUGGGUGGCAUG
Messenger RNA from Prorocentrum cordatum, 171 nucleotides. The record is from the annotation of a GenBank genome assembly. NCBI's taxonomy places the organism in Eukaryota, Dinophyceae, Prorocentrales, Prorocentraceae.